UUUUGAUUAAUGUCAUCUCUGCCAGGUUCUCUAAGAACGAGUGCUGGCUGGUGUUCGAUUUUGCAGCCUUUUACUGGAGGCCUACUGUGUGCAAGGCGGCUGUUUUAAGAUCAGCUUAAUUUCAGAGAUGCUUACUGAGCACCUACUACGUGCAAAAUGGAUGAUGUGUCAUGCAUGGUCUCAGUUUGACAGGGAAGGGGACUCUGAAAGAUGCUGCAUUCCUGCAGCCCUGCCACAUCCCGCGGAGCAGUCUCAGUCAAGGUGGCGUGGAGGCGUGGGUGAAAGAGGAUACGCCCCCAUCCGAAGCCUCUGGAGGGUCCUGGCCUGGCAGCUAAGUUCCUUUUGGACUCAGGACAGCCCUUGCAACUGCAGAGCUCAUGAGAGAGUGUGGCUUUUCCCGGCUUUUUACUCACCUAACUAGUUGGAGCUUUGGAUUCUAAAGGGAACUUGUAGAAAGAUAAACUGGCGGAAAUGAAAAGGCGCCCCCUAGAACCUUCUAGAAUCCAUUAACUGGAUCCCCUCUUACUGCUCAGGGCACAGAGGGAGGCUGUGAUCCGAUUAAGCUUUGGACCCACUUAAGUAAAGCAACACAGCUCGGCAAGCAGCUCCUGCAUUGGGGCCAGACAGAAGGAUUCCAAAGGGGAGAGUUGCUGCAUAUUUUACUUUGAGAUCCGUGGAGAUAGAAGAUAAGGACACUGGCUUUUCUCCUUCUAAUAAUGCCAGAUCUGGAAGAAGCAUGAACCAUUUUAAGCGUCUAGGAGGGUUCUUGAAGCCCAGGAGUCGGUGGCAAACCCUCCCGGUGCAGACGAGAACCCUUGCAGCAUCCCGCUGAGCACAUCAGUGAGCAAGGACUUGCAGUCAGCCGUUCCUGUCCCCUGGCAGCAGUGACCUCACCAGGAGCAAAAGCAUCCCUCAGCUGUGAGGUCGGACAGAAUGAGGUGUGCUGGGGAAACCACUAGCUGGAACUUGGCCUUUCCUGACUGCCCCUGCAUCCCCCGGACGGCCCCAGACCACUGAGUCAACAAUGGCCGAGAGAGGGGACUGCCUCGCCAGUGUCUACGGGUAUGACCUUGGAGGGCGCUUCACUGACUUCCAACCCCUAGGCUUUGGGGUCAACGGGCUGGUGCUGUCGGCUGUGGACAGCAGGGCUUGCCGGAAGGUAGCUGUCAAGAAGAUUGCUCUGAGUGAUGCCCGAAGCAUGAAGCAUGCGCUCCGAGAGAUCAAAAUCAUCCGGCGCCUGGACCAUGACAACAUUGUCAAGGUCUAUGAGGUACUAGGACCCAAGGGUAGCGAUCUGCAGGGCGAGCUCUUCAAGUUCAGCGUGGCCUACAUUGUCCAAGAGUACAUGGAGACGGACCUGGCGCGCUUGCUGGAGCAGGGCACACUGACCGAGGAGCAUGCCAAGCUGUUCAUGUACCAGCUGCUCCGUGGGCUCAAGUACAUCCAUUCUGCUAACGUGUUGCACAGGGACCUGAAACCCGCCAACAUUUUUAUCAGCACAGAGGACCUUGUGCUCAAGAUUGGGGAUUUCGGGUUGGCAAGAAUCGUGGAUCAGCAUUACUCACACAAGGGUUAUCUGUCAGAAGGGUUGGUGACAAAGUGGUACCGCUCUCCACGACUGCUCCUGUCCCCCAACAACUACACAAAAGCCAUCGAUAUGUGGGCAGCUGGCUGCAUCCUCGCUGAGAUGCUCUCGGGGAAGAUGCUCUUCGCUGGGGCUCACGAGCUGGAGCAGAUGCAGCUCAUCCUAGAGACCAUCCCUGUGGUCCGGGAGGAAGACAAGGAGGAGCUGCUCAGGGUGAUGCCGUCCUUUGUCAACAGCACCUGGGAGGUGAAGAGGCCACUGCGCAAGCUGCUCCCUGAUGUCAACAGCGAAGCCAUUGACUUUCUGGAGAAGAUCCUGACCUUUAACCCCAUGGACCGCUUAACUGCAGAGAUGGGGUUGCAGCACCCCUACAUGAGCCCUUACUCGUGCCCCGAGGAUGAACCCACCUCACAGCACCCCUUCCGCAUUGAAGACGAGAUCGAUGACAUCGUGUUGAUGGCCGCCAGUCAGAGCCAGCUCUCCAACUGGGACAGGUAUCCUGUGAGCCUGUCAUCAGAUCUGGAGUGGCGACCAGACCGGUGCCAGGAUGCUAGCGAGGUGCAGCGUGACCCACGUGCUGGCUCUGCACCGCUGGCUGAGGAUGUGCAGGUGGACCCACGCAAGGACUCGCAAAGCAGCUCCGAGCGCUUCCUGGAGCAGUCCCACUCGUCCAUGGAGCGCGCCUUCGAGGCCGACUAUGGGCGCUCCUGCGACUACAAGGUGGGGUCCCCAUCCUACCUAGAUAAGCUACUGUGGCGCGACAACAAGCCCCACCACUACUCAGAACCCAAGCUCAUCCUGGACCUGUCGCAUUGGAAGCAGGCAGCCGGCGCGCCCCCCAUGGCUGCGGUAGCUGCCGACCCGGUGUCACGUGAGGAUGAGCCGACCAGCCUCUUCCUAGAGAUCGCUCAGUGGGUCAAGAGCACGCAAAGUGGCCCCGAGCGUGCCAGCCCUCCCCCUGAUGCCCCAGAGCACCGCCUCUCUGCCUCGCCCCCGGGACACCCGACACCCAUCGAUGGGGGUGCCAGCCCCCAGUUCGACUUAGAUGUGUUCAUCUCGCGUGCUCUAAAGCUCUGCACCAAACCCGAGGACCUACCGGAAAACAAACUGGGUGAUCUCAACGGCUCGUGCAUCCCUGAGCACCCUGGCGACCUCGUCCAGACAGAGGCCUUCUCCAAAGAAAGGUGGUGAGCACCGAAGGGGUGCGGGAGAACUUCCGGAGCAAGAUGGCACCCAGAAAGCCGGACCGCUCCCUUGCUCCCCUAGCACUUCCGUCAGCCUCUCUCUGCUGCAUUGGGGUUAGCAGAACGCACGAGGAUCCGGGGAGCGAGAGGAAUGUCCAUUUCUUAAACUGCCUUAAUAACUAGCCUUUAACCUCUGGGAGCGGGUUCGAAUGGAGCCGGGCUGGGAGCUAUCACUUUCCCAUCGUAAGGGCGGCCUGUGCUUUGUAAGUGACAGUAUGCAGGGAAGAAAGGGAUGUCGGAAAGCAGUCUACAGCCCUACCCGGGUCGAGGAGGGGGCAGAAGCAGCUUGCAGACAAUAGUUUCCAAGCCAUGUGACCCACCUAGUCUCAAAUGGACAUUUGGGCCCAGAGAAGCCUUGUCUGACUUAGGACCACAGGCCUAGUGAAUGUCAGGGUGAAGUCUGAAUCCUAGGCUCCUGUCCCCUGAACCAGUGUCGGACCACAGUAUAAUGGCUUCCUCUGCUGGGGUCACUCUGGCUUUUUGCUCAGCAAACUUGGUCCCGAGUGCUUCUUGCUGUCCCUGACCAUCUUUGCCAUCCAUUCCUUUCAUUUAGAACAAUGCUUCCUGUGUUCUGAAACUGGAAACAACCAGUUUCUUCCUCCUAGCCACCAGACAUAUUUUUGUGACUCCCCAAGUGCUUCAAUGCCCUCACCUGCCGCAUUCCCUCUAUUUGCCCAAACUCAGCACAGUCUGUAGUUGUUGCUUGAGAUCAGAGCAGUUCGGGGGUCUCUGGGUGAGUUUACUCAUCUCCCAGGCCUGCACCACAGCAGCCUCCUCCAGCAUGCCCUCUGCACUUUUCCUGACUCAACAUAGCACAGCCCUCAUUCCGCAGUGGAUGUCACACAUGGGUGAGUUUGAAGCUGGCUAUUCCAAGAAUCCCUCUUGUCCAACCCCUCAGCAUCCCACCCACCCCACCCACAUACACACAGCUCCUCUCCAAACCUACUUCAGAACCAAAUGUUCCUGGCACAAAUUGCUCAUUUGUAGGAAAAGCAAUAAGGUGCUUUCCACAGAAACAAAUGAGUUAGGAGAGAAAGUUCCACACAGGGCCCAUCAUCCUUCAUUAAUGCUGCCCUUGAUGCUGAGCAUCUAUUUAGUGCUAGCCAAGAGUGGACCCUAAAGGAAUGACUGGAGAGCUAGUGACCUUGUGGGCAAGAAACAUAGAAAGAUAAACUAGGUGUUUAAAGAGGGGUACCAACCUCAAGUGUCCUGAAGAGGCAGCUAUCAACUGGAGAACCCAUGACAAAGAAUUCAAAGUAACCAUGCCCUCAUAAGCUUAAAUUAAGAUGAACUUGGAGUCCAAAGCCCUCUACAGAAUCAUAGGGUGGGGAAGCCAACAGUCCCCAGUCUGUCCCUGAGUACUCUGCCGCUGGUUUCUAUCCUCCCCCUACCCAUGCCAACAUCCAAAGAUACCCACAGGAAGUCUAGCUGGCCUGACGAGAGAUCCCUUUGGAAUGUGUUUGUCUUCACAUCGCAGCACCUUAAAUCUAGCUAACUAUGGUUUGUAUAUUGAAACCUAUGAGGCAUUAGAAACUUAUAUUUUAAAACAGAAGCAACCACACUGACCAGUUUUAAAUGGAAAAUAUGUAAAUACAAAGUGUUUAGGUUUUCCUUUUUUUUUUUUUUUUCUUUAAGAAAAUGCAAUGCACACCACCUUUCCUCAUGUGCCAUUUGACCUCAGAGGGAAACUUUACUUUUUGAGUAAAGGGACAUGCUGCUGAUUGACCCUGAGUUCACAGAGAAUUGUUAUUACAGGAGAAUUGUUAUCAUUAUUCAUGUUCUUAAAAUAAUCUGUUACAUAUUAUUAAACUUGAUCAGGAUGAGCCAAAUAAACUUUUAUUGGAACGUA
Molecule: messenger RNA, 4678 nt
Organism: Peromyscus californicus insignis
Lineage: Eukaryota; Metazoa; Chordata; Mammalia; Rodentia; Cricetidae
Gene: Mapk4
Product: mitogen-activated protein kinase 4
Exons: 6
Coding region: 1025-2776 (583 amino acids)
Biological process (GO): protein phosphorylation; intracellular signal transduction; cell surface receptor signaling pathway
Cellular component (GO): nucleus; cytoplasm
Molecular function (GO): ATP binding; MAP kinase activity
Source: RefSeq, a predicted model, not a curated record